Gekko japonicus is the source of this 844-nucleotide messenger RNA. It is a transcript of the gene SAMD12, whose product is annotated as sterile alpha motif domain containing 12. Gene Ontology annotation, biological process: cell surface receptor protein tyrosine kinase signaling pathway. Gene Ontology annotation, cellular component: cytoplasmic side of plasma membrane. The record is from RefSeq and is a predicted model, not a curated record. The coding region runs from base 49 to 534 and encodes 161 amino acids. NCBI's taxonomy places the organism in Eukaryota, Metazoa, Chordata, Lepidosauria, Squamata, Gekkonidae. Gene Ontology annotation, molecular function: protein binding. The transcript has 5 exons.
CACCUCUUGGCUGGCGAAUUAUGCAUGCACUAAGCGAGCUCUGAGAGAAUGGCUGUGGAAGCUAUCCACUGCAGCCUAAAUCCAAAUGGUAUCGAUCUCUCUGUCCACACGGAAGGCAUUAACCUGCAGCUUGAAGGCGAGAGGGUGGAAUCGUCCUCACUUAAGAAGGAAAACUCGUCGAAGUUGCCCGAGUCGAAAGGAACGCCAAAGAGGCAGCAAGUAGAGCCAGAAGCAUCUAAGUCUAACAUUGUGAAACUGACCAAGCCGGUAGCACUGUGGACCCAGCUGGAUGUGUGCAAGUGGCUGAAGAAACAUUGCCCAAAUCAGUAUCAAAUCUACAGUGAGUCAUUCAAACAGCAUGACAUAACUGGCCGUGCAUUGCUGAGGCUUACAGACAAAAAGCUGGAGCGGAUGGGGAUUGCUCAGGAAAACUUACGACAGCAUAUUUUGCAGCAGGUCCUCCAGCUGAAAGUGCGGGAGGAAGUCCGAAACCUUCAGCUGCUGACACAAGCCUCGAUAGAGAGUUCUCCGUAAGCGUCACCGGCCUCUAAAGCUGCUGUCCUGCCAGACGAUACGAAAAGUGAACUUCCCCUUUGCAAGAAAGGAAAAAAAAAAGCAUAAACAACAGAGCUGCCAGGAAAAGGCGAUGGACAAGAACUUGGAGAAGUAGCCGAAGCCCCUCGCGGCAUUGUCACUCGGAGAAGCCCUGGGAAGUCCUGGUUUGCUUGCAGAAUUACGUCGUGGUGUGUCCGGCCACAGUGCUCACUUCUCCCAGCUGGUCAUUGGUGGACCCUUUCCGCUGCAAAACAACUGCCGGUUGUCAUCACUGUGCAUAAAACUUUGG